AUGUCUGAAUCAGGAAACAGUGUAGUUAAACGUAAUAUGAUUGAAGAGAGUUCAAAAGCUCAACCAGUGGAAGAAAAGCCUAGUGAUAAAAUGAGUGAUGUGUGCAAAAAUGAAGUGCAAGUGAAGAUGGAAGUGGAGGAUGAUGAAGUGAUGAAGGCUGCUCAUCGGGAGAACCGGCUCAUUAGUAUCAUCGAUCAGUUGAGGUGUCAGAGUAAACUGAAAGAAAAUGGCGCAGCUUCAACCGUAACAGGAACAAAGUCGCAACCUUUGCGCGGCCGAUGUUAUCGCCGCCUUGUAAUGUAA
Parnassius apollo (apollo) is the source of this 303-nucleotide messenger RNA. NCBI's taxonomy places the organism in Eukaryota, Metazoa, Arthropoda, Insecta, Lepidoptera, Papilionidae. The record is from the annotation of a GenBank genome assembly.